AUGAUGUUUGUCUCGACUACAGUCUCGAUCUUUGUCGGCAUGCUCGCCAUCGGGACCACAGCGACCACUACCCUCGCAAGAUGCAACGCGGACAACUGCUACCGCGCCCUCUUCCCAUGCCCCUCCCCGUCCGCAGUCUCCUCCGCCUCCGCCUUCUGCGUAACCCUCACAGCAGACGGCACAACCGCAACAAACUUCCCCGCCCGCGCAACCUCCGCCUGCGGCACCUCCGCAUCCCGCUACAUCUCCGCCUGCGCCUGCGGCCCCACCUGCACUCCCUCCCCGACGCCCCCGUGCGGCAGCCCCUCCGGCACAAACCUCCUGACCAACGGCGACUUCGAAUGCGGCAUCAGCCCCUGGAUCGUCCAGAACCUAGACCAAAACGCCCGCGUCGGCGUCACCUCGGCAGCAUCCCACACGGGAACGCAUUCGUUCGAGUCCCGAUUGCUGUAUGAUCGGAACUCGCAGGACCCGGUCGUCAGCGCGCGGCUUUCGACGCCUGUGUUUUCCGUGCAGCCGGGUGUGCCGUGCAGGUUGAGGUUCUGGUCGUAUUUUGAUAAUCAGGCGGCGGGGUUCAUCGGGAUCCAGUUUAAUGGCGAACCGAAGAGGACGCUAGAUGCUGGUGAUGCGGGCGGGUGGGGGAUUUGGAAGGUGUUUGAGGUGGAGUAUACGCCGGUGACGGAUAAGCUUGAUAUCACACUCGAGUUUUUGUAUGGGCGGGUUGCAAGUGUUGUGAGGGUUGAUGGGGUUGAGUUUGGGUAUCUUCAUUAG
Messenger RNA from Colletotrichum tamarilloi, 771 nucleotides. RefSeq lists its product as uncharacterized. Lineage: Eukaryota; Fungi; Ascomycota; Sordariomycetes; Glomerellales; Glomerellaceae. The coding region runs from base 1 to 771 and encodes 256 amino acids. The record is from RefSeq and is a predicted model, not a curated record. The transcript has 2 exons.